Molecule: messenger RNA, 2087 nt
Organism: Cotesia glomerata
Lineage: Eukaryota; Metazoa; Arthropoda; Insecta; Hymenoptera; Braconidae
Gene: CrebA
Product: cyclic AMP response element-binding protein A-like
Exons: 5
Coding region: 742-2013 (423 amino acids)
Biological process (GO): regulation of transcription by RNA polymerase II
Molecular function (GO): cAMP response element binding; DNA-binding transcription factor activity, RNA polymerase II-specific
Source: RefSeq, a predicted model, not a curated record
CUGUAACUUCAAAAGUAUUGCCGGGAUACCACGUGCAUGCGUCGUCCGUUGUUAUUACGAGUUAUUACAAUCGGCAUUCGUGCUUCAGAACUACGACGUGCUGUGUUAGUUUCCACUACUCCCUCUUUCUCUCCUCUCUGUCUCUAUCUUUCUAUUUUUAAACGGACCACGCUACUGAGAGGCUAUUUCACUGUUUCCGUAUUGUUUUCUGUGUUUGUUUUAAAUAUUGUUAUUAAAAUUAUUAUAACUGGAUACAUGUGCGCGUGAUAAUAUAUCAAUAAUUAAAUACAUAAUUUAUUAAAAAAAAAAUAAUAAAAAUAUUAAACAAUAAUAAAAAUAUUUACUAAAUAAACAAACAUAUUUUUGUGUGAUAAGUAGUGUCUAUUAAAGUGAAGUUUUUUUUUAGUAAAUAGAAAUACUUAGUGGUUUUUUUAUUUUCCGUGUGUCGAACCCGUGCCGGUGCGGGUGUUGGCUGAUAUUGAUAUUGAUUAUUUUUUUUUUAUUUAUUUACACAAAAUAUUUGUUUUUUUUCUGGAACUGCUUAUUUCAAGGACUUGAGGGGAUUUUCGGAUCACUAUUUAUGGAUAGCGUGAUUUUUUAGUUAGCUAAAUGGUAUUUUGAACCCCCUGGAUUGAGGACGACCAUCUGCACAGAAAAAUGAUUUUCUAAAGUCAUCAAUAAAUCACCGACGCCGAGGGUAAAAUUCACGAGGUACAAAAGGGACUAACAAUAACAAUAAUAAUGGAUAUAUACGAUAUGGGAAGUGACCUGCGGGAUCUUUGGGAAUCGUAUUUGGGCGAGCCGAUACUGGGCCAAGACAUUCUCAACAAAGACGACGACUGGAAUCUUCUGGGAGUGAAAGAGAAAAGCUUAGAAGUUGUCUUACGUGAUCGUUUGAUGACUGACGCUGCUCUAGGUGGCACAAGACCCAUUAAAACAGAACACAGUUACAGUUUAUUGGCUUACAGUCCACCAGCAUCUCCAGUUACUACUAAUUGUCCGUCACCGUCACCCGCAGUCAAUGUUUCUUCUAACAAACGGGAAAUUGAUAUCGAAGGACGUAUAAGAAUAGCCACUAAAAUGGAUGAUAUGGAAGAAGAAUGUUUCCCAGCAAUAUCAAUGAAAAAAGCAUCCAGUCACGGUCGCACAUCACCUUCAACUUUAUCAGAAGUCACUCACGAUAUUUUAGAAGCCGUGGAAGAGUACAUGGAAAUAAAAGAAGAAUCGGCGCAAUCAACAGAAAACACCAAUGACGAAAUAGAAAUUGACGUUGACAUCGACGACAAAAAUUUCAUUGAAAUGAUUGCACCAAAUAGAUUGCACCUGAACUUAAAAGUCAAGGAGCAAUCUUUGAGUGACAGUGAAGCUGAUGAUGAAGACUACGAAGAUGCUGUUCUUGAUGAGUAUCAUGUCUCCCAGCUGAUAAACAGUAACAGUAGCUGCAACGAUGAUACCCAAACGUCAUCCCAGAGCUUACCACCGACACCACCCAGUAGCAAUAAUUCUGACAGUGAAAGUGGAAGCAACGGUGGCGUAUCAGCAUCUUGUUCGCCAAUAAGACGCGCUGAUAAUAAUAAUAUUUGUACAGUACAAAAUAUACGGGGUAUUUAUGGACCACGUUUGUAUGUUACCAAUGGACAUACUACCAGACAACCUAUUCACACCUCGUUAAUAUCAUGCCAACCGGGAUCUACCGGCACGUUGAUACUUACCGAAGAAGAAAAACGCACAUUAAUAGCCGAAGGUUAUCCAGUACCAACAAAAUUACCAUUAACAAAGCAAGAAGAAAAGUCCUUGAAAAAAGUCCGUAGAAAAAUAAAAAACAAAAUUUCCGCGCAAGAGUCCCGCAGGAAGAAGAAAGAGUACAUGGACGGCUUGGAGAGAAAAGUUAGUUUGCUGUCUAACGAGAACAUUAAUUACCGCAGCCGCGUCAAUACACUCGAGCAAACUAACCGGGAAUUAAUGAAGGAGCUUGAGCGUCUCCAAGCUCUUGUUGCUCGUCAAAAAUCUUAGGUAAUUUAUAAUAUUAUUUAUUUAAAGUAAAAGAUGAUAAAAAAUCAAUCAUUGCAUUAGAAAAAAUUGGUCUU